AAAAAAAAAUUGAAAUCAAACCAACCCACCCUUGGUCAUUGUCUACGUUUUUCCUCGACCUUGCAAGACACUCGUUGUUUACCUUAUACCAACCAAACACUUCCUUGGCGUUGGUUCCUGCCACCUUAAAAACCAGAGAUUAUCAACAACAACAAUAACAACAAUCUUCCACUUCAAUCCUUACCUUCCUUGACUUCCCAUUACCAUGGCUCUCAAUCUGAUCAUAGCUUUCCCAACAACACUUGCUCUGUUUUGUUCGUAUUUGCCGAUAAUUAGCAGCUCCUCCAACAAUUUCAGUUAUCCUGCGAUUUUCAACUUUGGUGACUCGAAUUCAGACACUGGUGGUUUAGCUGCUGGGAUUGCUUUUCCUUUGGGUCCGCCCAACGGCCAAACAUACUUCCUCGAACCGGCUGGCCGGUUCUGCGAUGGCCGCUUGAUCAUCGAUUUCAUUAUGGGUUCAAUGGGCAUGCCUUUCCUCAAUCCCUACUUGGAUUCUGUUGGUGCUCCAGAUUUCCAAACCGGGUGCAACUUUGCCACCGGAGGAUCCACGAUACUUCCAGCUGACGCCAGUUCUACUAGCCCAUUUUCAUUUCGAAUCCAGGUUGCUCAAUUUAUCAGAUUCAAGGCUCGAGUCCUCGAACUAUUAGCAGAUAAGCAGUUCCGAAAAUUCCUCCCUCCAGAAGAGAAUUUCAAGCAGGGUCUGUACAUGUUCGACAUUGGUCAGAAUGAUCUUGAUAUUGCAUUUUAUUCAAAAUCCGAAGACCAAGUUAUCGCUUCAAUUCCAACUAUCUUGGCAGAGUUUGAGACUGGAAUAAAGGAACUAUAUUACCAUGGUGCGAGGAUUUUUUGGAUUCAUAACACGAGCCCCCUCGGAUGCUUACCCAGAAUAAUUGCAAAUUUUGGAAAAGACCCGUCAAAGUUGGAUGAAUAUGGGUGCAUCAGAUCACAAAACAGUAUGGCUAAGCUUUUCAACACACAACUCCAUGAUUUAUGCACCAAAUUCAAGGGACAGUUUCCUGCAGCCACUGUGACAUAUGUCGACAUUUUCGCCAUAAAACUCAACCUAAUAUCAAACUAUUCUCAAUUUGGGUUCAAACAGUCUUUAGCAGCUUGUUGUGGUUAUGGUGGGCUGCCUUUAAAUUUUGAUAAUCGGAUUGCGUGUGGCGAAACCAAGGUUCUGAAUGGGAGCUUGGUGACAGCAAAACCAUGCAACAACACGACUGAAUAUGUGAAUUGGGAUGGGAACCAUUACACAGAGGCAGCAAAUCUGUAUGUUUCGUCCCAAAUUCUGACAGGAAAGUACUCUGAUCCACCUCUCUUGGCGAAUGCACAAUUUAUUGUCGGAUCUACGUAACUCGAAAAAUAUUUAACAAGUUUGUAUUAACUUCCUCACGGUUGUGACAGGGCAUGCAAUAUAGUAAUUUUAGUAUUGGUCCUGCAUGAUUACAUGAUAUAUUGAAAUUGCCUGGGAUGGUUGAUGUUA
Molecule: messenger RNA, 1483 nt
Organism: Camellia sinensis
Lineage: Eukaryota; Viridiplantae; Streptophyta; Magnoliopsida; Ericales; Theaceae
Product: GDSL esterase/lipase At1g54790
Molecular function (GO): hydrolase activity, acting on ester bonds
Source: RefSeq, a predicted model, not a curated record